AUGGCGACCAAUGAGAACUCACAGCCACAAGAAGAGAAGCUCCCCGGAAUUAUCCACAUGGAGGCCUUCAACGACCAGAUCACCACUGCAGAACGAGUCAUGCUGUUCUCAAGCAUGUUCGUCGUCGGAUUCGCCUUCGGCCUCGACGCGCUUGUCCGAUCUACUUACCAAGGAUACGCAACCUCGAGCUAUUCCCAGCAUUCGCUGCUUUCGACAAUCAAUGUCAUCCGAGGAGUCAUCGCCGCUGCAUCUCAGCCCCUGGCUGCCAAGCUAUCCGACCUGAUUGGCCGCUUGCCCCUGUUCCUGAUCGUAGCUCUGUUCUACGUUGUUGGCACCAUCGUCGAAACCUGCGCCACUCAAGUACAACACUUUGCCGCCGGAGCUCUAUUGUACCAGAUCGGGUACACAUGCACGCUGUUGGUGCUCGAGAUCAUCAUUGCCGAUAUCACCUCGAUUCGAAGCCGUGUCAUUUUCGUGUUGCUUCCCAAUACGCCUUAUAUCAUCAACACUUGGAUCAGUGGCAAUGUUACUUCAGCUGUGCUUGAGGUAACCACCUGGAAAUGGGGCAUUGGCAUGUGGUGCAUCAUAUACCCGGUCUGCUUGAUCCCUUUUGUUACGAUCAUGACCAUCGUCGGACGGCGCGCUUCGAAAGCCAUUCCUCACGAGAUAAAAUACACGCCAUCGAAAGGAAACACAAGACUACAGAUGCUCGCAGAUGUCUUCCAUAAACUCGAUGUCGUAGGAGUCUUUCUUCUUACAGCUACUCUGUCUCUCACUCUCAUCCCCCUCACCUUGGCGGGAGGAGAAUCGAAGAAGUGGAAGACCGCCGGCAUCAUCACCCCCUUGGUGCUAGGCAUUCUCAUGAUUCCUGUUUUUGCUGUCUGGGAAAGAACUACGACCCAUCCGAUGAUGCCCAGGUACCUCCUCCGAGAGAGGGGCGUCUGGGCAGCGCUUCUUGUCGCCAUCUUCAUAUCCUUCUCUUGGUGCACACAGGCCGACUUUCUAUACACAGUUUUGAUCGUUGGAUUUGAUUUUAGCAUUGCCGAUUCGACCCGUAUCGCCUCUGUGUAUAGCUUCUGUGCUAUCGUCGGAGGAGUGUCCCUCGGCCUAGUCAUCAGAAAGAUCCGACGCCUUAAGCCCUUCAUUGUCGGCGGCAUUAGCCUUUGGCUUGUUGCAUAUGGUAUCAUGUUUCACUACCGUGGAGGCACUGAUACAAGUGCGAAGGCAGGUGUGAUCGCAGGCCAAGUCGUGCUAGGACUGACUGGCGGCUUCUUCUCCUAUCCCAAUAUGGCUGCCGCUCAGGCUCUCACCAAACACGAGGACAUCGCAGUUAUUACCAGCAUUAUGCUGACGAUGAACAAUGUUGGAGUGGCUCUUGGAAACACGGUCUCGGGCGCCAUUUGGACACAGACCUUAUAUGAUCGACUUCAAAAGGAUCUGGCUCCUAAUUUUGAACUCGCCCAGCAAGUCUAUGCCGCGCCAUUGUACGUGGUGCCUGAAUAUCCCGUUGGAACCCCCGAACGAACCGCUAUCAUCGAGAGCUAUCGAUACAUUCAACGCCUUUUGAUGAUUGCUGGUAUGUGUCUUGUGAUCCCAAUGCUCGCAUUUGCGAUGUGUUUGCGGGAUACUCGGCUACCGAAGCCGAAGAAGCCUGAGCUAUAA
Molecule: messenger RNA, 1662 nt
Organism: Fusarium vanettenii 77-13-4
Lineage: Eukaryota; Fungi; Ascomycota; Sordariomycetes; Hypocreales; Nectriaceae
Exons: 1
Coding region: 1-1662 (553 amino acids)
Biological process (GO): intracellular iron ion homeostasis; transmembrane transport
Cellular component (GO): endosome; vacuolar membrane
Molecular function (GO): siderophore-iron transmembrane transporter activity
Source: RefSeq, a predicted model, not a curated record